GUCGGACCUCCAACGCGCCCCCGGCGGCCAACGGGAAACCCGACACCUUUGACAUCAUCUCCGCUCGGGAGACGCGGGCUCCUUCCCGGCACACGCUGGCGAACCGGCUCAGUCGUCGGAUCCGUAGCGGAGCUGAAGCCGGUUCCCACCUGUGGGUGACCCUGCCGGAACCCCGCCCCCUUUGCGUAGUAGCCAAAUAAACUCUAAUACACCCCCAGGAUCCAAGAUGAGACGCCAGAAGGAGGAGGCGCUUUUUUAGGGGAUUAACGAGAGAAUUGAGGGAAAGUCUUCUUCGUCUUGGAGGUCUUGUUGAGCUUGACAAGAGGUUUCUUGAUCCUGGGAAAAAGUUUUCUUCAUUGUGUUAUACUUUGGACUUAUUGUUCUUCCUCACGUGGAAAGUGGUCUUCAUCAUAGGCCAGAAGCUGUGGUACAGGUGUCCACUGAUGACGGCGUGACUUUUUAGCCAAUCGGCAGCCUCGUCGGGAAGCUAGCGCCGAGGAGACGAUGGGCACGGGUCGCCCCGACGGCGGCGCCAUUUCCCUCGUGGCGCUCUUGUUGUUGUCGUCGGUCUUGCUAGUGCCGCCGUCAGGCGCCGACAGCGUUCCGAGCUUCAUCAAGUCGCCCGACGACCAGACGGGCAUCUCGGGGGGCGUGGCCUCGUUCGUGUGCCAGGCGCUGGGCGAGCCCAAGCCACGCAUCACUUGGAUGAAGAAAGGCAAGAAAGUCAGCUCGCAACGAUUCGAGGUGAUCGAGUUUGCCGACGGCUCGGGUUCGGUUUUGCGCAUCCAGCCGCUGAGGUCGUACCGGGACGAGGCCGUCUACGAGUGCACCGCCGCCAACGUCCUGGGGCAGAUCAACGCCAGCGCCAAGCUCACCGUCCUGGACGAGGAACAGAUCCCUCACGGCUUCCCGAGCAUCGACAUGGGCCCUCAGCUGAAGGUGGUGGAGAGGACGCGCACGGCCACCAUGUUGUGCGCCGCCAGCGGGAACCCGGACCCCGACAUCUUCUGGUUCAAGGACUUCCUGCCCGUCGACGUGGAGAGCGGCGACGGACGCAUCAAGCAGCUGCGCUCGGGUGGUACACCAAUCCGAGGUGCUCUCCAGAUCGAGAACAGCGAAGAAUCGGACCAAGGCAAGUACGAGUGCGUGGCCGUCAAUCCGGCGGGGACCCGGUACUCGGCGCCGGCCAACCUCUACGUGCGAGUUCGCCGGGUGCCGCCGCGUUUCUCCAUCCCGCCGUCCCACCAUGAAGUGAUGCCCGGGGGUAGCGUCAACCUGACGUGCGUGGCGGUGGGCUCGCCCAUGCCGUACGUCAAGUGGAUGAGCGGAGAAGACCAGUUGACCCGCCAGGAUGAGAUGCCCAUCGGGCGCAACGUCCUGGAGCUGACGGACAUCCGCCAGUCGGGCAACUACACCUGCGUGGCCGUCUCCUCGCUAGGCGUCAUUCGGACCACCGCGCAGAUUACCGUCAAAGCCCCGCCCAAGCCCCCCACAUCCCUCAUGGUAACCGAGACCACCGCCACCAGCGUCACCCUAACCUGGGACUCGGACACAUCCGAGCCCGUGUCCUACUACGUGAUCCAGUACCGGGCCGAACUGUCAGACGAUGGCUUCCGGGAGGUGGACGGCGUGGCCACCACCCGCUACAGCGUCGGGGGUCUCAGCCCUUUUUCGCAGUACCGCUUCCGGGUGAUGGCGGUCAACAACGUGGGCCGAGGGCCGCCCGGGCCCGACGUGGACGCCCGUACCGGCGAACGUGCGCCCUCUUCGCCCCCUAUUCGCAUUCGGGCAUACAUGUUGAGUUCCACCGGCAUGCUGGUCCAGUGGGAGCCCCCCGAGGAGCCUAACGGCCAGGUGCAAGGGUACCGACUCUACUACAGCACCAGCCCUGAGGAGCCACUCGGAGCCUGGGACAAACGCGACACAGAGGAUGAACCGCGCAUCACCCUGGCCGGACUCAUCCCCGAUGUCACCUACGGACUCAGAGUGCUCGCCUUCACCUCGGUGGGUGACGGCCCCCUUUCGGAUGUCCUGCUCAUCAAGACGCGGCAAGGAGUUCCGGCUCAGCCAUCCGAUUUGGAGGCCGAAGCCGAGCUGGACUCGCGCAUCUUGCUGUCGUGGCUCUGGCCCAUCCAGGACCCGCUAGUCGGGUACGAGCUGAUCUACUGGGAGGCUAAUCUUCCCCAGGAGAAGUACAGUGUGACCUUCGAGCCAACCGGAUCCUACGCCGUGGACGGUUUGAAAGCCGACACCGUCUAUUUCUUCACUCUUGCCGCCAGGUCUGAGAUGGGCUUAGGAGUCUUCACCACACCCGUGGAGGGAAGGACAGCCCGAUCCACCACCUCGGCGCCCCCUCAGAACAUCCGCCUGCUCAGUCUGAGCUCCACCAGCAUCCAAGUGAGUUGGGCGCCGCCCCCCGACGCCACCGCGGUCACCGGUUACUCCCUCGCCUACCUCGCGUCACCUGGGGAGGACCGUGAACGCCGGGAGGUGUUGGGAAUUGGCGCCGAGGCGCGCAGCUUCUUGCUGGAGGGUCUGGAAAAGUGGACGGAAUAUUCCGUGUGGGUCCGAGCGCUCACCCAUAUCGGGCCCGGACCGGAGAGUCCGCCGGCCCGCGUCAGGACGCAGGAGGAUGUGCCAGAAGCUCCGCCCAGAAAGGUGGAGGCGGAGCCCGUCAACUCUACGGCAGUUCGGGUGAGCUGGAAGCCUCCGCUGUCAAUCAAACAGAACGGCCACGUUCGGGGCUACCAGAUCGUCUACUCCAGGAUGGAGAAGGGGGAGCCCCACGGGCAGCCCCUCAUCAUGGACGUCGCCCACCCCGAUGCGCAGGAAGCCAUUUUGACGGGCCUGCUGCCGGAGACCAGCUACUCGCUAACAGUAGCGGCGUACACCACCAAGGGGGACGGCGCCCACAGCAAGGCUCGGCUGGUCACCACCACUGGGGCAGUCCCAGGCAAGCCCACCAUGAUGAUCAGCACCACCAUCGGCAACACGGCGCUCAUCCAAUGGCAGCCGCCCAAGGAGACGGCGGGCGAGCUGACUGGCUACCGGCUUCAGUACAAACGGGCCGAAGAGGACUCUUUCACCGUCCGAGACUUCCGCAAGAGUGACGACCACUUCACCGUCACCGGCCUCCACAAGGGGGCCACCUACGUCUUCAAACUGUGCGCCAAGAACCGGGCGGGAAACGGGGAGGAGUACGCCAAGGAGAUCGGCACCCCUGAGGACGCCCCCUCGGGGUACCCCCUCAACCUGAGCGCGGCGGGCCUCGGCGCCACCUCCGCCCGGCUGGCCUGGGAGCCGCCCCCAUUGGCCGAACGCAACGGGAGGAUCGUGGAGUACGCAGUGGUGUACCGGGACAUCGACAGCCGCGAGGAGAGCGCCCGGACCACCGCCGAAACGCACUUGAGCCUGAGCGGGCUGCGGCCGGACACCACCUACGACAUCCGUGUCCGGGCCUUCACCGCCAAGGGCGGCGGACCCCUCAGCCCAAGCAUACAGAGCAGGACCACGUCUGCCACGAUACCAGUGUUGGUCAAAAACUUUGGUGCCAAAGCGGUGAUGAAAACAUCGGUGCUGCUGAGCUGGGAGCUUCCCGAAACUUCUGAAUCCGAGUUGCCUCUCAAGAUCCUCUACAACCAGGAGAGCGUGGAGGUUCGAGGUGAAGACAAGCGGAAGCUCAUCACGCAGCUCGCGCCGGAUACAGAGUACUCCGUUGUCCUGAUGAGUCACGGGGAAGACCCUGGCGGUGUCCAGCAGCGGGUUUCCGUCCGGACCGCGCCGGACAUACUCCCGGAAAAACCCUCGGAGUAUCUUCAGGAUAUGGAGGAGGGUGGGAAAGUCACACUGCGGCUGCCCCGGGUGCUGCCGGGAAGCCCGGUCAGGUGGUUCUACAUUGUGGUGGUCCCGGUUACUCCUGCAUCCCUGAGGUGGGAGAACCCUGACGACAUGGAUCUCCAAGAGCUACUUGAAGGUGAGGACGUCCGACGCAGGAAGAGAAGGCAGAUGGAGAGCGACUUCCCGCCGCCGUACGUUGCGGCCAAGCUGGACUCGCUCCCCGACGUUUUCACACUGGGCGACAGCCACGAGUACCACAGCUUCCGCAAUGAGGCGUUGCCGGGGCAAGGACGGUACCGCUUUUUCGUUCUGGCCGAGCUGGCGGACCGGGAGUCGGUAAGGGUACUUCGUUUUCUUUCCCAAAUCCUCGAUGCGGAACGUUGCGCUCAUUUUCGACAGAGGACGCUCGCGAGCAGUCCGUUCUCGGAAGCCGUCUUGGUGAAAGUCCACGGCGGAGUGGCGCGCCACUCUGAGGAACCCGAGAUGCUCUGGGUGAUGGGACCCGUGCUGGCUGUCGUACUCAUCGUCAUCAUCGUCAUCGCCAUUCUUCUCUUCAAGAGCAAGCAAGAACGGAAACGCACGUCCCCGUCGUCCAAAGACGAGCACGCGGCGGGCGUGAAGGAUUCCCUCCUGGCCCACUCGUGCGACCCGGUGGAGAUGAGGAGGCUCAACUACCAGACGCAAGGCGGCGGCGCCCCGAGUUGUCCGACCACACCGAGGAUGAGAGAACAUCCUCCCAUCGCCACCUGCGACCUGGCCGACCACAUCGAGCGACUCAAGGCCAACGACGGCUUGCGCUUCUCGCAGGAGUACGAGUCCAUCGACCCUGGUCAGCAGUUCACGUGGGAGCACUCCAACAUGGAGAUCAACAAACCAAAGAACCGCUAUGCCAACGUCAUCGCCUACGACCACACCCGAGUUCUCUUGACGCCCGUGGACGGAAUCCCCGGCAGCGACUACAUUAACGCCAACUACGUGGAUGGAUACAGAAAGCAGAACGCCUACAUCGCCACGCAGGGGCCGCUGCCCGACACGCUCGGAGACUUCUGGAGGCUGGUGUGGGAGCAACGCGCCGCCACCAUUGUCAUGAUGACGCGCCUGGAGGAGAAGUCGCGGGUAGGACCGGGAUCGCGCUGGAGGGGACCUGGCCCGGGUUCACGUGUUGAUUUUUUGCAGGUCAAGUGCGACCAGUACUGGCCAAGUCGCGGUACCGAAACCUAUGGCAUGAUCCAGGUGACCUUGUUGGACACGGUGGAUUUGGCCACCUACAGCGUACGCACCUUUGCGCUCUACAAGAGCGGUUCUAGCGAGAGGAGGGAAGUCCGGCAGUUCCAGUUCCUGGCCUGGCCUGAUCACGGCGUGCCCGAGCAUCCCGCCCCCACGCUAGCCUUCCUGCGCCGGGUCAAAGCCUGCAACCCGCCGGAUGCCGGACCCACGGUGGUCCACUGCAGCGCCGGCGUGGGUCGCACGGGCUGCUUCGUGGUGAUCGACGCCAUGCUGGAGCGCAUCAGGCACGAGCGUUCGGUGGACGUCUACGGACACGUGACCUGCGUGAGGUCUCAGAGGAACUAUAUGGUGCAGACGGAGGAGCAGUACGUCUUCAUCCACGAGGCCCUGUUGGAGGCCGCCGUCUGCGGGAACACCGAGGUGGCCGCCCGAAACCUCUACGCGCACGUCGACAAGCUCGGCCGAGUACCGCCCGGGGAGACCGUCACCGGCAUGGAGCUAGAGUUUAAGAAACUGGCCCACUCUAAAGCGCACAGCUCACGUUUCAUCAGCGCCAACCUGCCGUGCAACAAGUUCAAGAACCGCCUGGUCAACGUCAUGCCUUUGGAGUCCAGCCGCGUCUGCCUGCAGCCCAUCAGGGGCGUGGAGGGCUCCGACUACAUCAACGCCAGCUUCGUGGACGGAUACAGGCUGCGGAGAGCCUACAUCGCCACGCAGGGACCCUUGGCCGAGACCACCGAGGACUUCUGGAGGAUGCUGUGGGAGCACAACUCCACCAUCGUGGUCAUGCUCACUAAACUGCGCGAGAUGGGACGGGAAAAGUGCCAUCAGUACUGGCCCGCCGAGCGCUCGGCCCGCUACCAGUACUUUGUAGUGGACCCCAUGGCCGAGUACAACAUGCCGCAAUAUAUUCUAAGGGAGUUCAAAGUGACCGACGCCAGGGACGGCCAGUCCAGAACCAUCAGGCAGUUCCAGUUCAGCGACUGGCCCGAACAAGGAGUGCCCAAAAACGGGGAAGGCUUCAUCGACUUCAUCGGGCAAGUCCACAAAACCAAGGAGCAGUUCGGUCAGGAAGGACCCAUCACUGUGCACUGCAGCGCCGGCGUGGGGCGCAGCGGCGUCUUCAUCACGCUUAGCAUCGUCUUGGAGCGCAUGAGGUACGAGGGCGCUGUGGACGUCUUCCAAACCGUCAAGACCCUCAGGAUGCAGCGGCCCGCCAUGGUGCAGACUGAGGACCAGUACCAGCUGUGCUACCGGGCUGCUCUGGAAUACCUGGGAAGCUUUGACCACUAUGCAACAUAACGGCCUCCUUUCUUCUGGAAACCCUCAACACUUGUUCAUUGAUCUUGUUUUUUUCAUUUUCUAUAAGCACUGCUGGGGACAUGUCUUUUUUCAUCACGCGCCCACAUUUUAGGAUUAUUAUUAUCAAUACUCAACUGCUGCUACUUUGUUUUUCCGUCCAUAGACGCGAUUUUUAUACUAUGUCACUUUUAGUGUUGCACCGAUAAUCGGUACCGGUGCCGAUACGGUGCUAAUAUGACGUCAUCGGUAACAGUGAGUACUAAGAAUUAAUGUGUCGAUGCUGAGCAAUAUGUACUUUUUAAGAUCGAGUGUCCGAUGGUUGGAGAAAAAAACACCGGAGAAAAAAACAAACAAAAAAAACAAUGACUGUAAUGUAUACGUCCAAUCGUAUGGCGUCUAAUCAUCCUUCAGCUUUGAAUUUAAAUGAGGUUUUUUUUUUUGCGAGUAGACGUCCAAUCAAUUUAAAGUGGGAGGGUUGGCAGCAAAAGCAAUGGCCACCAAUGAUGAAAUAGCUUUGACAUUGAUAAAAUAAUCUUUUAAAAAUUAUAAUUAUGAUUGAAUUAUGACUUCAUGGAGUUUAAAGAGGAAUGUUGCCCCUCCCAACAUGGCUGCCCCUAGGACAUUUUGGUAGUGGCGAUGAAAGCUCUCCAUGAUUUUGCCAUCAAUUGAAACGAGUUUAUCGGUAGUGGAAGUCCAAUCAAUUUGAAGCGGGAGGGCUGGCAGUGAAUACAUUGGCAGCUAAUGAGGAAAUAGCUUUGACAUUGAUGAAAUAAUCUUUUAAAAAUGAAUUUAUGAUUGAAUUAUGACAUCAUUUUAAUGUCAUUGGAUUGAGUUUAAUGGGGAAUGUUGCCCCUAUCAACAUGGCCGCCUUGAGGCCAUUUUGGUAGGGGCGAUGAAAGGUCUUUUCAUGCUUUUCUCUUCAAUUGAAAUGAGUUUAGCACUCGUAGAUGUCCAAUCCAUUUGAAGUAGGAGGGUUGGCAGCGAAUGCAAUGGCAGCCGAUGAGGAAAUAGCUUUGACAUUGAUAAAAUAAUCUUUUAAAAAUUAAAAUGAAAAAAAAAAUAAGCUAGUUAUGACUUCACUUUAAUAUUAACUAAGGCUGUCAAACGAUUAAAAUUUUUCAUCGAGUUAAUCACAAAUUAAUUAAAAAUUAAUUAAUCGUAAUUAAUCGCAAUUAAUCGCAAUUCAAACCAUUUAUAAAAUAUGCCAUAUUUUUCUGUAAAUUAUUGUUGGAAUGGAAAGAUAAGACACAAGAUGGAUAUAUACAUUCAACAUGCAGUACAUAAGGACUGUAUUUGUUUAUUAUAACAAAUCAACAAGAUGGCAUUAACAUUAUUAACAUUCUGUUAAAGUGAUCCAUGGAUAGAAAGACUUGUAGUUCUUAAAAGAUAAAUGUUAGUACAAGUUAUAGAAAUUUUAUAUUAAAACCCCUCUUAAUGUUUUCGUUUUAAUAAAAUCUGUAAAAUUUUCAAUCAAAAAAUAAACUAGUAGCCCGCCAUUGUUGAUGUCAAUAAUUACUUACACAAUGCUCAUGGGUGCUGAAGCCUAUAAAAUCAGUCGCACCCAAGCGCCAGCAGAGGGCAGCAAAACUCCAUAAAACACAAUUGACAAGUGGGCAGUUCACUGUACUGUGCGUUAAUUGCGUCAAAUAUUUUAACGUGAUUAAUUAAAGAAAUUAAUUACCGCCCGUUAACGCGAUAAUUUUGACAGCCCUAAUAUUAACGCAUUGAGGGGAACAUGGCCGCCUAGAGGCCAUGUUUAUAGGGACGAUGAAAGCUCUUUUCAUGACUUUAUCGCUAGUGGAAGUCCAGUCAAUUUGAAGCGGGAGGGCUGGCAGAAAAUGCAGUGACAGCCAAUGAUGAAAUGGCUUUGACAUUAAUGAAAUAAUCUUUAAAAAAAUCCAAAUUAAAAAAAAAGAAAUAAGCUAGUUAGGACUUCAUUUUAAUGUCAAAGUGUUAAGUUUAAGGGGGAACAUUGACCCCUAGCAACAUGGCCACCCUGAGUCCAUGUUGGUAGAGCCAAAGAAAGUUAAUCGCUAGAAGAUGUCCAAUCAAUUUGAAGUUGGUGGGCUGGCAAAGAAUGUAUUGGCAGCCAAUGAGAAAAUAGCGUUGACAUAAUCUUUUAAAAAUCAAAAUUAAUGAAAGAAAGAAGCUAGUUAGGACUUGAUUUUAAUGUCAAAGUGUCAAAUUUAAGGGGGAACAUCGCCCCUACCAACAUGGCCGCCCUGAGUCCCUGUUGGUAGUGGCAAAUAAAGUUUAUCGCUAGAAGACGUCCAAUCAAUUUGAAGUGGGUGGGCUGACUGGCAACAAUUGUAUUGGGAGCCAAUGAGAAAAUAGCGUUUACAUAAUCUUUUAAAAAUCUCAACUAAAAAAAGAAAUAAGCUAGUUACGAUUUAAUUUUAACAUCACUGCAUUGAGUUUAAUGGGGAAUGUCGCCCAUACCAAUAUGGCCACUCUCAGGCCAUCUUGAUCGGGGCUAAGAAAGCUCUUUUCAUGCUUUUGCCAUGAAUCGAAAUCAGUUCAGGCUAGUAGACGUCCAAUCUAUUUGAAGUUGGAGGGCUGAUGUCAAUGGCAGCCAAUGAGUUAAAAAAUGCAAUUUUUUUCCAUCUGGCCAAGAUGCACCGGCCCACCAGUUGGCUUAUCACUGGUGGAGGAACUUGAGGAAAUAGCUUUGACAUUGAUAAAAUAAUCUUUUAAAAAAGAAAAAGCUAGUUAAGAUUUGCAUUGAUGGGAACGUCGCCUCGGGGCGGCCAUAUUGGUAGGGGCGAUGAAAGCCUUUUCAUGCUUUUGCCGUGAAUUGAAAUGAGUUUCUCUAGUAGACGUCCAAUCAUUGGUCCAAAUGGGAGGCCUGGCAGCGAAUGAUUCACUGCCAGACUUCCCGCUUCAAAUGGAUUGGACUUCUCCCGCUAUUAACAGCUAACAAUGAGUUGAACAAGGUGUUACCAAGCCAUGCUAGCAACGAUUUUACAUUUGAAAGAGUAUGCAGUAAUUUAAUUUAAUUUAAAAAAAAAUUUAUAUCGGUAUCGGUACAUUAUUGGCAUCGUCCAAAAAUACCAAAACAAAUAAUAUCGGUGCAACACUAGUUACUUUCAUAUUUUGUGAGGGGUUCUGAAACGCUCAACAAGAAGUUGAGUCUUCUUGUACUUCCUGUUAGCUCUGAGCUGUGCUAAGUACAAGGCUUUUUCAACAAUGUAGUAAUAAGGAGAAUCAAGACGUGUUACUCCAAAGAUGAGUAAUGAUAGUUUGUGAGGCUUAGUGGUGUGAUUUUUUUUUUUUUUUUUUCAAAUGAUUCAUUCAAGUUAAUAAAUAUACAAAUAUUUUAUGAUGUCUCUUGCAUAUGUGAUCUGUCUAUUUUUGAAUUUAAAAAAAUGGAAA
Molecule: messenger RNA, 9738 nt
Organism: Corythoichthys intestinalis (scribbled pipefish)
Lineage: Eukaryota; Metazoa; Chordata; Actinopteri; Syngnathiformes; Syngnathidae
Gene: ptprfa
Product: protein tyrosine phosphatase receptor type Fa
Exons: 31
Coding region: 505-6366 (1953 amino acids)
Biological process (GO): peptidyl-tyrosine dephosphorylation involved in inactivation of protein kinase activity
Cellular component (GO): signaling receptor complex
Molecular function (GO): protein binding; protein tyrosine phosphatase activity
Source: RefSeq, a predicted model, not a curated record